UGGUUGGGUGCUCCCUCCUGCCAGCGAGGCAGCUACGCCUUCUACAAGUCGGUGAGCAGCAGAGCUCAGCCCGAUGGGCCCGUCCAGGUCUGGAGGCUCGGGGAGUUUUACCUUAUCCGCUGUGGGCCGCAGGAUCCCGUGUGCAUCGCUGAGGUGACCUUACUGUGGGAAGACCAGACCCGGAGCCACCUUCUGUCCAGCGCCAGACUCUACUUCUUACCUGAAGACACGCCAAAGGGCCGGACCAGGGAGCACGGAGAGGAUGAGGUGUUGGCCGUGUCCAGGAAGAUGGUGCUGCGGGUGGAGGACCUGGUGAAAUGGUCGUGUGCGGAGCCGACAGGUUGGAGUAGCACUUCAAAGCUGACGCCGCCCUGUGGAACCAACGGCCUCCACAAACCUCCGCAGAGCAGCGAUGGCAACGUCAACACUUUACUGGACAAGAGCAUCGAGCCGCUUCAAGGAAAAGCUGAGAAGGGCCCGUCGGACCGUCAAAGCAUCAAAGUGCUCAGCUACCCGCAGUACUGCCGCUUCCGCUCGCUGCAGAGACGCAUCCAGGAUGGUGCGAGGGGGCCGGGGCUGCAGGACCCCCACCUGUUGGCCCUGGGCGGCGUCAGGGCGCUGCCCAGCAUCCGGCUGAUGUACUGCAGGGACACGUUCAACCACCCGACACUGGAGACCAGCGCCAGCUUCUCCUGGCAGUUCGGAUCUCCGUCUCUCAGUCUUCGAGGUCGACCCCGAAAGAGGAGAGGUCACGACGGCAGAGACUCUCCGAACUCCAGCCAGUCAGAGUCGUGGCUGGAGAGGAUGAAGGAGAACGUGAUGGGCAGCGUGGAGGUCGGCUGCGAGGGCGACUGGCUCCCUCACCCUGAGGAGCAGCUCUUCCUGGAUCAGCUCUACGCCUUCAUGGACCGUCACGGCUCGCCCAUCCACAAAGUCCCCAACCUCGGCUUCAAGAAGAUCGACCUCUUCCUCAUGUACUCUGUGGUCAAACGGCUCGGAGGCUACAAAAAGGUGACAAUGGACAGACUCUGGAAAAUCGUCUAUAAUGAGUUGGGAGGGUGUCCUGGAAGCACCAGCGCUGCCACCUGCACCAGAAGACACUACGAGAGGUUGUUGCUUCCUUAUGAAGAGCAUCUCAGAGUGGGAGGAUCUGAAUUCAAAAUCCCAGAAUCCCCCACUCCUCCGAAACCCCGAGGGAUCAGAGGAAGGAAACCACUUCAGAGAGGGAGAAAACCAGGACCCAAAGCAAAGGAGAAGAUCACAACCCCCACUUCUCCUCUUCCAUCAACUGUUCCUCUUCCUCGUCUCCCUCUUCCUCGCCUUCCUCCUCUUGCUCAUACAAACCUGAACCCGAACGGCUCCAUGGUGGUGAAGAGAGGCCGAGGCCGACCGAAGGGAACACGCAACAAGGCCACGCUGAUCGCUCAGGCCAAGCUGCUGGCUCUGCAGCAGACCAAACCCAAAGCAACAGCAGAGACUCUGCUGCUUCCAGCCAAAGGCAGAGAUGGAGCGACCCCCUGCAACACACACCGGACGACCAUCCUCCCCAUCAACAUGCCUCUCACCCCUGACCUCUCCCCCAUGUCGGCCCCCUUCCUCCCCAUCCAGCCCAAACCAAAGGAGCCGAACUUGGACAGAGGAGAGUCCGCGGCUCCUGCUCCCACCGUCCUCCUCGCCACUCUUCCUCGCCACUUUGUCGGAGGAUCGCUGGGCGGCUUCAGCCCCAUCAAGGGCGUGUGUCCUCUGGACAUCUUCAGGAACCGCAUCAGCCUUCAGAGGACCCCAGAGAGCCCGGCGCUGACGCCUCAGGACCCGGCCCAGCACCAGCCCACCAUCUUCACCCUGCAGCCCAAAAGUGGAAGCCCGGACACGCCUCAUCCCAGCGGGGACCAGCCUCAGCCCCACCCUGUCCACCAGCACCACAACCGCUGCUCCGGGUGUAACGUGGAUGACGGAGCCCAGAGAGGAGGCAGCCGGGACGCCAGGAGCCGGCCUCAGCUGCCUCCUCUCCGGGUCCUGCCUCUGAACCUGGACUGCAGCGUUCAGGUGUGUCAGCUGAUGAGGACUCGUCGUCUGGACUCGUCGCAGCUGCAGACCUUCACCCGCCGACUGUCCGAGGCUCUGUCCCAGGACCUGAGCGCCAAGCCCCCCUGCUCUCCCAUCACCCCUCCCCCCGAGCAGGCGCUGCCCCUCAACCUCAGCAAGCGUUUCGCGGUCAAGAGGCCCAGUACGGAGGGACCGGAGCCGUUCAGAGUGGCAAGCAAUGGAGACACGGAGCAACCGUUGUCCAAGAGACCCAGAGUCAGCUGCACGGAGCAGGCUGAGGACGUCACGUUGGACGGGAGGUCCAGCUCUGCAGGAGGUGGAGGAGAGACCGAUGCGGAGACAAAGAACCAGGAGGAACCCGCUGACCUGAGCUCGCCAAGCAGGAUCAGGGCCUUCCUGCUCGGGCUGCCUCCCUUCCAGGUGAAACUGGAGGAGGAUCUGAACGGGACAAUGUUCGGGAAAUUUCUUCCUCCGGGAUCCAACAGCGAAACUCAGCGGACUGAGACGGAGAAACUGGAGGGAGGAGUGGUGGUAAAGAAAGAAGUGAAGCAGGAGGAGGAGGUGGCGGUCGACCUGGAGCGACACGAAACGGAGAGAAACAACAAACAGACGUCUGAGCAGGAGGAGACAGGCCCCGCCCACUGUUCUGCCCCUGCGGAGCUGAUAAGCGCGGGGCCCUCAAACGCUAACACACACUGUUUUUAGCAGCGCUUGCUCUGUGGAAAUAUCAAACAGGAAACUCGCACACAGGUCGGAGAUUUACUUGUUUUUGGAAUCUGGGGUGUCGUUCUCACCUCCGGGGUUUUGGUGUUGGAAGCCGACGUCACCUCACGUCGACGUCUGAACACGCAGAGCGAAGACGUUUUUACGAGAACGUCUGGACUCACAACUUCUUUGUUUCCCCUUCUCCUCUCCUGUUUUAUCUCUGUGGUUUCUUUGAUUGAACUUUGCAGAGGAAAUUCAUGACAAUCACAAAUCGGCUCCUCCUCCUCUCUGUUCAUUUCUGUCUCGUCACGGAAAAACGAGAAGUAGGAGAGAGAGAGUGACUCUAACAAACACUGCCAUAACACAACUCUCCAUGACACUAGUAACUCCACUGUUCAAUGUUAAUAUUGAAUAAGAUCCAUGAUACUUAAAAUUAAAGUCAAUAUUGCAUAUAUGGGUGAUGCUAUGCAUCGUCGUAAUGAGCAUCUAGAGUGUACUGUAGUUCGCUAGUUUCAUUUUUAAAUUGUACUCUACUUCUGUAGAGAGAUAGUUAUUUUCUGAUAAAGUGUUUGGAAUGAAGAGCUCGUCGUCUUCACGUUAUAGCUCGUUCAGUGAAGCGUUUAUAGUCCGGCUCCUUCGUUCAAACGAUAUAAACCUUUCUUACACACACGUGCCUUAAAACGACCGGCGAUCGAUUCGCUCGCCGGCGUCACUCUCAUUCACUUAAAGUGAUACCUUGAUGUCCUUCACUCCUCAGCGUGGCUGCUCAUCGUCUGAGUCCCAAACAAAAACCUGCUUCAAACAUUUGAAAUCACAGCACAGACGCUCGUCAGUCAAAACCUCAAACUUAAUCCCAAACUCUCCAAUCGGAACGUUUCUGAUCUCAGUAUUUGAGCUCGUCCUUGUCAAGGUUCGAUACCCAGCCCUGCUGUUAGCAUCGUGUGGGCCACUGUGGCGUCACCAAAUGUUGCAUCGUUAUCCGCUGUUGUAGAGUUCACACAUGAACAUGUAGCCCAAACAUUCAGACUACCUCAGGUUCUUAAAGAAGAAUGUUCCACCAGCGUCGUCUGUGUCAGGGGGCGGAGCCUGGGCUGUAAACACAGUCAAACAUGGCGUUAGGAGAGGUCAGUGUUUCUUUUGUUUUUAUUUUUUAUUGUCAACAUUUUGGUUUCUCUGCUCGGUGACUCUCGAUCACGCCACUCGCUGCUGAAGACGCAAAAUUUAAAAUUAAAAGUUUGAAGAGGAAAUCGAGGUGCAGCUCGGGACUAUUUUCAGUGGCGGAUGAAUCCACAUUCGGUUUCGUAUAGGGACGAUGUGCUCAUUGGCCCAGCUCAUGUUUUUGAUCGUUAAUGGAAACAACAAACUGUAAAUAAAGAUGACGACACGUCUCCACUUCCUCCUGACGUGAAGAUGAAAUAUAUCACACACACACACACGCUGCCAGCCACCAGGGGGUGAUCUCGCUGAUUAAUCAUGUCGUCCAUCUUUAUUUACAAUCUGAUCUGUAUCUUGAAUCCAAAUGUUCGAUCACGUCGUUCGUAUUAUCAUGAUCUCGUCUUCUCUCCAUUCAGACCUCUUGUCUCAGUUUCACCGUCAGAUGUCGUUAGUGUCGGGUGAAGGGAAACUACGCUGCUAUGCCACGUAUGCUACUUUUUUUAAGACUGUACCAGGCUAACGGUUUCCCCCUGUUUCCAGUCUUUGUGCUAAGCUAAGCUAAUGUGGCUGAGAUCCGAUUAUUCCAUCUGAUGCUCACGUGAGUUUAUGCAACGUUCAGAUACAGAUUGUAUGUUUAUGUCGGGUGAAACUGAAGAAUCAAACCUGCAGCUUCUCUCCACUUUCAAUCACAUUCCUCAUGUUAGCUGAUCCCCUCGCAACUUCCUCUUCCCCGCCUCGUUCAGUGCCAACACAAACACGUCGACCCGCUGAAAGAACUCAAACGUCAAGGUAUCUCUUUACUCGCAGCCUUUCCUUCCACUCGUCUGUUUUCCCGCCACAGACGACGGUUCAGAUUUGCACACCUACUGUACCCGUUCGCUUCAUUUGGUAUUUUUACAUAUUUAUAUCUGCCAUGUUUGUUUUUUUUGUUUAUUUCCUUCUUGCCAAUGUUUUAUUUGACCAGAGUAGUGGAAUCAACCACGACACCGAAACCAUGUGGUGCUGUUUAUUCGUAGUUAUGUAGCUGUCGCCAUAUUGUUGCUGUUUAUUUUUUAGUUUUCUUGACAGCGCGUCAGUAAAUCGACUCAAACUUGUCUGAGCAGAUUUUUUUUUUUUUGUUUAGAGUUGAAAGAAAUUAUUUUAAAGAAUUUAAUGAAAGACGUCGCCGCAAAACUGCAGCUUUUAUUUUUUUCUGAGUGAAUGAUUCGAUACGAAGAUUAAAACAGAACCGAUUCACGAAAAGUACCAAAAACAACCAGAAAAUAACGUCUCUGAAGUCACAGUAAUGAUUCCGUUUAUUGAAGACAAGUCAGUUUCCGUGGUUACGUUUGUUGUUUCUCUGUAAAUAAAGAUGGACGACUUCCUCUGUUGUGUGAUCAUGGAGUGGACUGACUCGGUCAGUCUCAGCUGUCAAUCACGAUGUCUGAGCUUGUUUUUAUAACGUCUACUUUGAUUUUUUUUUUUUUUUUUUUUUUUUUUUCUGUCCAUGUCCAAUCUGCUAACAUGGAGGUUUAUGACCUAUACUGCAGCCAGCCACCAGGGGAGCAAUCAAGUAAAUUUAGCUCCUAUAUACAGAAGCUGUCAUGUCGUCCAUCUGUAUUUACAGAAGCUGUGACAAAGAGAAGACGACAUUCUGAAAAUCUUAAACUUGUAAACGUUCGAUCAACGUCUUUGUUUUCUUCCUCCUGUUUUUUUCAGUCGAGCUGUUUCCUCUUCCUGCGUAUUACGGAAUCGGUUUCGUUACGAACAAGCUGUUCCGAACGUUCACUCUCGAACUGUCGUCAUCAUAACGAGGGGGAGGCGCUAAAAUGUAUCGAGAUUUAAAAGUUUGGGAGAAGUGUCAGAGUUCCGACGUUAAGUGUCGGAACCCCCCCCCCCCGCCCCCCCCAGCCUUCAAACAGCUGUAAACUUAACGAACUAUUUUGUGCGUUAACUCUGAAGCUUCAGUCAAACCUCAGCUCCUCAGUCGGAUUCUCCUCAACGAUAAAAAAUCUACGUUUUAGUUUUUAUUUUCAUGCAUGUGUCUUUAUGUUAGCGACAUCGUGUCUUUAUGCUAAUGACGUUGUGUCUCUAUGCUAAUGACGUUGUGUGUUUAUUGUUACGACGUUGUGUCUUUAUUUCAACGAUUUCAUGUCUUUUAACGACGUUCUGUCGUUGUCGGGUGAAAGCGCAGCGGCGUCAUUUAACGGGGGAGGGGGUGUAGCGUAGAGAUGUUAAACCAGUACGAUGGGAGACGAAUAGUUUUUUUUUCUCUUCUUGCUUUUGGUUAUUUAAGCUUUAGUUUUUCAAGUUUUCUUUAGUUUCAAAUGUUUCUUUGUUCAAAUUUAAAUGUUUACAUUUGUUAUGCAUGUUGGACACAUUUGUUCUCUCCAGUGUUUUGCACACGACUUCAGCAUCAGUCCUGAACGGCACCGCUCGUCUGUGUGAAGACUUUGAAUCAAGUGCCUGAUCUUUAAACGUCACAGUUACAUGUGCUGGUUCGCCUUCGUGCCACGUUGACUUGAACAGCGCCCCCUGCUGUCGCACCUGUGUUGAACUGAAAGCGUCUGCUCGAGGACGCGUGGGCAGAUUUCAGCAGGAUGGAGCAAACUGGACCUAAAGACUAAAGACUGGGCUUGAGAACUUGAGCUUGUGAGCGAGUGGGCCAGCGUUUGUUGGUGUGAUGUCAGUGUUUGAUGUUCAUUAAGAGAAAUGAUCAAAUUAAAAAAGACGCCACAUGUGACAUUUUAACAGCUGUGAACGCGAAAAGAUGAUUUUUCUUUUCUUCUGCUCGACUGACUUCUGUACGAAUGUAGAAUAAUUCAGAUGUUUGUGAUUCUGUUCAUCAGCCGAGAUUCAGUCUGAGUUCAACGAUUAUUUAAAUUUAAUCUGAGAACGUGUUUUUCUUUAAACUUCUGAGCAGCCAUCCAAAGAUUUUUAGUUAAAAUCAUAAAAAUAAAGAAAUUCUGUUUAGUCCUUUAUUUGA
Molecule: messenger RNA, 6871 nt
Organism: Paralichthys olivaceus (Japanese flounder)
Lineage: Eukaryota; Metazoa; Chordata; Actinopteri; Pleuronectiformes; Paralichthyidae
Source: RefSeq, a predicted model, not a curated record